Molecule: messenger RNA, 912 nt
Organism: Diatraea saccharalis (sugarcane borer)
Lineage: Eukaryota; Metazoa; Arthropoda; Insecta; Lepidoptera; Crambidae
Source: the annotation of a GenBank genome assembly
AUGCUUCGGCAUCCUUCGGCAACCUUCGGUACGCCGCCCUGCGGGGCGAGGGGAGGCAUCCGCCAUUUGCAUCAUUUGACUCACACAACACAAUCGAGUGACCAACACAUGAAACAUAAUGCGUGGGAGCAAAUCGCCAAAGAACUCAAUAAAACACCUCAAGAAUGUCUCAAGAUGUGGACGAAUAUCAGAAACAACUAUCGAAAAGCGAUGAAAAAUAGAAUAAGCAAAAGUGGUGAUUCUGCAAAGCCACAAAGGCUUAUAAAACACGAAAGAGAACUCCAAUUCUUGAAUACAUAUUUACAAAAUAGAGCGCAGGUAUCUAAUUUAGAUUCUUCUUCCGAGGAGACACAAGAUUCUUUCUUGGAUUCUCUUGAAUCACGGCCACAAUCACAAAUGUCACAUUCAGAUUCUCAAAAGUCGCGUCCUCGAUCACAAAACAUAACCACAGCUGAGAUAUUAAAAGAAUAUAUAGAUUCUAAAAAUAACGAAGAUGAACAUCCUAUAGAUAUAUUUUUUAAAUCAAUGUCUGCUACGGUAAAAUCUUUACCGAAAAAGUUGCAACUUCAAGUAAAAAGAGAUGUAUUGCUUCUUGUUAAUAAGGCAGAAAUCGAAUAUUCAGAACUAUCAGAAGCACGCAAGAAUAUUGAAACUACAAGAUCUAUUUAUGAACCAUCCACAUCGAAACAAAAACCUCCCGUUAAUCAAUCAAACUACACCAUGGACGAUUUUUCUUAUUACACACCCCAAGCAACAUCCGUAAAUAACGAAGACAACAUACAAUCAACAUUGACAUAUACUCCGACACCCAUACUUAGAGGCCAAGACGAAAACAUUGAAACCAGUGCUUACCAGAAUAUUGAAACCAAUGAUUACCAGAAUAUUGAAACCAAUGAUUACCAGAAUUUGUAA